AUGUUUCAGCAACUGUUGGAUAGUACUGCGAUAAUAUCUGUGCUGGAGACCUAUUUGCGGGACAAAGCGUCUCAGCUGCAAGAGAUAAUAAAGUUUUAUCCUGCCACAAAGUAUGUGAAUGACGAUGGGAAAAGUACAACCGAGAUUGCCAAUAAAUAUUUCGUUAUGCACAAUGCGGUCGUCCCAGACGAACGAGAAAGAGCGAUUGAGAUGGAGGAACGCGAAUGGAGACAAUGGGCAGAUAAGGUUCUAGUGCACACCUUGUCUCCAAACGUGUACCGUACUGCUGGGGAGGCUCUGGAGACCUUCAAGUGGUUCGAGGAGGCCGGAGGGUGGAAGCAAUCUUUCCCCAGCUGGGAGUGCGCGUUGAUGGUCUACGGAGGGGCAGCUGCUAUGUGGAUCAUAGCCAAACGGCUUAAGAAGAG
This is a messenger RNA of Ostrinia furnacalis (Asian corn borer), 425 nucleotides long. It is a transcript of the gene Su(P), whose product is annotated as prostaglandin E synthase Su(P). The record is from RefSeq and is a predicted model, not a curated record. The annotation marks the transcript as partial. Lineage: Eukaryota; Metazoa; Arthropoda; Insecta; Lepidoptera; Crambidae. The transcript is spliced from 2 exons. Gene Ontology annotation, molecular function: prostaglandin-E synthase activity. Gene Ontology annotation, cellular component: mitochondrion.